CAGAACCUACUUUCACUGUAUUUUGAUCCUUCUAACAUUAGACUGGAGUGGCUUGGGAAUUCCCCAGGACAACAAUUUUAGCAAGACGCCUUGACUUGAAACAGCUUAAGACGGUGACAUUUAUUUUACUCCUUAAAUAACCUUUUACAAUAUUAACUUUAUCAGUUAGAGUUUAGGUGCAGCGCCCUGCGCUGUUUUCUUAGCCUGGUCCUAGCACUUUAGCUUGCAAGCUAGCCAACUGCUACUGUCAAGCUGCCAGCUUGACAGCACAGCUAACGUUAGCUUGUUACUUUUCAAGAGACAGUUUGUUAUCAGGCUAGCUACUAAAAGUAAAUAUACACCAAUUUUAACCAGCUGUUAUUGCCAUUAUUGCAGAGGAAUCUUUAAAAAAAAAAGUGCAUAGCUAGCUAGCAACGGUAUUCGUAAUGGCUGGUAUUCAGCCCAGGUGCGAUUCUGGAAAGCCGCCUACACGGCCUGAACUUCACUUCGGUCUUGAAAAACACGACGCUCUGUGUACUUCUACACCGGAGGAUUGGUGCGACAGUGGGCUAGAUUGUCUGAGUGGAGCAGCGCUGAGUCUGGAUGACCCCUUCAGCAACGAGGUAUCCCAAACAUGGGUGCCCGGGUCCCCUCCGUACACGACCUCCUACCCAUCACUGGAUGACACUGACAAGCGCCCCAUGGACUGUAGUUCACCGGGGGGUGAAGAGAGGUUGGACUCGGCUAUAGGGGACUCAAUUACAGAUGAGACUAUGGGGAGUAUAUCACAGGGGCUGGGGACCAUGCACCUGAAUGAACCAGUUAUCAGUGACACAGUGGAUGACAGUGGGAGGCAAGCGUCACUGAUCCCAGAGGAGGAAAGACGGAGAAGAGAGAUAUUCAACACACUGAACUUUGUGUCUGAGGAUGGAGACACGGCUCUUCACUUGGCUCUUAUCCACGAGCACUGGGCCUUUGUACAGUACCUUCUGGGGGUGAUAGCACUGGACAGGAGCUGGGUGCCUUACCUGGACAUCCAGAACCACUUGGGACAGACUGCCCUUCACCUGGCUGUCAUAGUGGACCAGUCUCAGUUUGUGCGAGGGCUGCUGUGGGGUGCUGCGAGCGCUGAGCUCCAGGAGAGGGGAGGGAACACACCGCUGCACUUGGCUGUCAGGGAGCUGAGGCAGGACUGUGUACGAGAGAUCACCUCCAACUGCCAGAGCACUGACUACCUGCAUGUCACCAACUACUCAGGGGUGAGUGCACUGCAUUUGGCAGUACAGAGGGGCAAAGAGGACAUAAUCAGCAUGCUGAUUGAUGCAGGAGCCAAUGUUAACCAGAGGGACCUGGGCUCAGGCCGCUCCCCUUUACACUGGGCCGUGGAGUCCCAGAGCCCCAGGCUGGUGCAGCUACUGCUGCAGGGGGGGGCCAAUGUAGACCAGCCCUCCUAUGCAGGCCACACGGCCCUCUACUGCGCCCUGCACAGGCCCAACAAGGAGGUACAGGCCCUGCUCAAGGCUAGAGGGGCCUCUGACACACAGGUCCGGGAUGAAGAGGAUGAGGAAGCAGAGGAGAGGGAGAGUGAAGAUGAAGAGUUUGAUGACGUUGUUAUCAAUGGACAACGAGUGCACUAACCAUGAACAUGGACACUAAGCCACAUGGAGUCAUGGCACUGCUGUUGGGCUAAGCUAUAGAUGUAGAUUGUGUGUGUGGUUCGUGUAUGUAUGUGUGCCUGUAAAUUGUAUAUAUCAAGGCUGCUGGGGAACUCCAGUUCUCAACCCAGUCAGGAAAUAAGUUGUUUGAAUUAGCUGAUCACAGUUGUUCCUGCUUCAAAUUAGUUCCCUUAAAUUGUGCAGAGGGCAAGCUAAUAUUAGUUGGAUCACAUGGGUUUUAAUGUCUGUCUGGAGCUAAGCUUGCCAAGACUAGUGUUGCCUACUCUAAGCAUGGGAGAAUGAUCCAACCAUGGACUCAGCUGUGUGCUGUCAAACUCAAAUCAUGGCCCCGCCCACUAGUGGCCACAUCUCUUGUUCAUGUCCCACCCCACCGUUCGCUCACAUUCAACUCCACUGCUCAGAUGGGCUGCUGAUACCCAUCUUCAGGGUAAUCUAUGGUGCAAAGUCAGAAAAGAUGUCUAAAUACCCAGUAACACAUUGAUACUGCAGUGUGCUGUAAAACAGACCAGUUGGAUUUGAUAUAUAUAUAUUUUUUUCUUUUUAGCUCUAUAAGCUAAAGAAUUGCAGCUCGAUUAAGUUCUCAAAUAACCCAUACUGUAUGUUUUAAAUUCAAGCUAUUGCUAAGGGGCAGAUAUAGCUGGCAAUCCCCCUCUGUUUAAAUAACCACUUGAUCAUGAUUUUCUUGCCUCUGAUGGUGAUCUUUAGCUGCAUGGAUUUAUUUUUCUUUUUUUUCCCAAUGCUAAUCGUGAAAUGAGGCUAUAAGAGAUGUGGGUUUGGGAUUAAAGUAGUUGGAUUAUCUGAGAUGUUUGCAUUAUUAAAGGUUCAGGGUUAAGGGAAGAUGUGAAUGUACAUCAGGUAGAGGUUAAUGCAUGCCAAGGUAAGUAGUUCAUUUGGGAUUGAAAGAGAAAGGAGGGGCAAACUCAACACAUUGGUACUAAAUCAUCUUUGCUUCCAGUUGAAAAAUAAAUUAUAAUUUCACGUAUUCGAGAACCUCUGCAAAUCUACAUGAAUUGGUAUUUGACCUAUCGCAUGGGUGACGUGAUCCAACUAUUUCAGUAAUGGAUCAAUUCCUGAAUAGGAGUGCUCUAACCAGGGCCUGAUUGUCCCUGGAGUGAUGUUGUCAUUUAGUCCAUUUUAUGUACAGUUCACCAAUUAAAGACGGAACUACAAGAAGCAAACACAAGGACCCACCCAGAACAAGGGUUGGAGAUCCCUGGUCUAAAAGAAUCUGGUGUAUAUUCGCUUUGUGCAUUUUGAUUAUUUUGAAGGAUUGACUGUUUAUUUGACAGGCUAGGAUGCCUCUGUGUUUGCUCAUCAGAAGGAGCAUGGUGUCUACAUGAUUAUUGUAAUUACAACUAAAAUAAAUACAGUAUUAAGAGGC
Molecule: messenger RNA, 3036 nt
Organism: Oncorhynchus mykiss (rainbow trout)
Lineage: Eukaryota; Metazoa; Chordata; Actinopteri; Salmoniformes; Salmonidae
Source: RefSeq, a predicted model, not a curated record